Messenger RNA from Drosophila montana, 2572 nucleotides. RefSeq names its product Kinesin-like protein at 59D (gene Klp59D). The transcript is spliced from 3 exons. Gene Ontology annotation, molecular function: microtubule motor activity; microtubule binding; ATP binding. Lineage: Eukaryota; Metazoa; Arthropoda; Insecta; Diptera; Drosophilidae. Gene Ontology annotation, biological process: microtubule-based movement. The record is from RefSeq and is a predicted model, not a curated record. The coding region runs from base 270 to 2540 and encodes 756 amino acids.
AAACCCCAAACAAAACGUAACGUUUUUGGAAAUUCGAAGAAAACUUUUUAUAGAAGAAUAAGAGAAGCGAGUUGAAUCGAGAAAUAUUUAUAGGCAAAUGUCCUGGAUGGGAGUACGUGGCCAUCUAUUGUGCGUGGCCAUAUUUGAGUAGUUGAUCAGGAUAUCAUUGGAUUGAUUGCCAUUCGCAGAGUUAUCGUUUGGAGCACAAAACCUAGGCACAACACUCGGAUAACAGACUCGACCAGCUUAGCUCCAAACGACGCUGCUAUAUGGAAUUGCUAGCGAUUGGCGACAAGAUCAAUAUAAGACGAUCCGACGGAUGCAUACAGUCCGCGAGAGUCGGAUUGAAGAGUAUCGAGCGACAGAUUGUGACCGUUGAAUGGACACAGGGCAGCAAGGUUAAAGGUAAGGAAAUACCCUGGGGCUCUGUAUUGGAGCUGAAUCCGUCAUUAGCAAAGGUCAAACAGAAAUCGCCGUUGGACAAAAAGGUGGAGCAGCAGCAGCAGCAGCAGCCAAAAAUGGAAUCAAAGCCGCACAAUCUAUCGGGCUACAAUAUGUAUCGCAAGAAGCCCACAAACAGCCCGUAUAAGAAGCGCCUGCGCGCUGGCAAUCGCUGCGAUGGAGGCGCCAAUUCGCCGGCCGUUAUAAAGCCAUUGAAGCCGCCAAUUCAUGCCGUGCUCGGCGUUGUCAAUCCGGGAAUUAACGGCACUGAACUGACUGCGGUCAAGGGCACAUCGAGCACCUCGAGCGUUCGCCGCUGCUCGAGCGUUGUCCGCGAGGUGGAACGAUUGAAGGAGCAGCGGGAACGCCGACGCGCCAUGCAGGCCGAGCAGCGGAAGGAGCAGUGCGCCCUGAAGAGCAAAGACCCAGGCAAUCCCAACUGGGAGGUGGCCCUAAUGGUGCGCAAUUAUCGUGAUCAGCUGCAACUAAAUCCGUUGCGGUACCUCAGUCCGCGCGGUGCUCGCGUCCAGCAGAUCACCGUCUGCGUGCGGAAGCGUCCAAUGAGCCGGCGCGAACUGCAGGCCAAGGCCGUGGACAUCAUAUCGGUGCCCAGUCGCGAUUCGCUGAUCAUUCACGAGCUGCGCAACAAGGUGGAUCUGACCAAGUUCCUGGAGCAUCACAAGUUUCGCUUUGACUACACCUUCGACGAGCAGUGCAGCAAUACUCUGGUCUAUGAGCACACGGCCCGUCCGCUGAUUCGCACCAUGUUCGAGGGCGGGAAUGCCACCUGUUUUGCCUACGGACAGACGGGCAGCGGCAAGACGCACACCAUGGGCGGCGAGUUCUGUGGCAAGGUGCAGGAUUGCACAACGGGCAUUUAUGCUCUGGCCGCCAAGGAUGUGUUCGCCGAGCUGGCCAAGCCGAAAUAUCGUGAUAUGGGCGCCAGCAUCACGUGCAGCUAUUUUGAGAUCUACGGCAGUAAGGUUUUCGAUUUGCUGCUGCCGGACAAACCGAUGCUGCGCGUCCUGGAGGAUGGUCGCCAACAGGUUGUGAUUUGCGGCCUGACCAAAAUGCCAGUUACUAAGGUGGAGGAAGUGCUGGGUAUCAUCGAGCAGGGCAAUCGGGAGCGUACCUCGGGCCAAACAUCUGUGAACAUCAAAUCGUCACGCUCGCAUGCCGUCUUCCAGAUGGGCCUGCUCAUGCCCGAUCAGUGGGAGCCGUGCGGCAAGUGCUCCUUUGUGGAUCUGGCUGGUAAUGAGCGCGGCGCGGACACACAGUCGGCCAAUCUGCAGACGCGUCGCGAGGGCGCCGAAAUCAACAAGUCGCUGCUGGCGCUGAAGGAGUGCAUUCGCGCCUUGAGUCGCCAUUCGAGUCAUCUGCCGUUCCGUGGCUCCAAGCUGACGCAGGUGCUGCGCGAUUCAUUCAUUGGCGGCGAGCAGAACAAGACGUGCAUGAUAGCCAUGAUAUCGCCGGGUCUGACCUCCGUGGAGAAUACGCUGAAUACGCUGCGCUAUGCGGAUCGUGUCAAGGAAUUGGUGGCCAAGGAAGAAGAUCCUCUAGAAGCUGACUACGAUCAGCCAGUUAAAAUUGAUGAGAAGAACUCUUCGCUUGAUGACGAUGUCAAGCACGACACAGAGUCCUGUCCCGACUCUGAUGUCUCCGAGUCGGAAGACUUUGACACCGAACUUUUGGAUGAGCCCAGCGGCUUUGUUGACUUUAAUUCCAGCCAAGCCUCGGAGGGCAACAGUUCUUUUCGUAAGGGAGACAGCAAUCCAGACCUCCUGAGCGAAGGCGAAGGCGACGUCGACGGAGACGGGGAAGUUGACCCCGAACAAGGCAUUCAGAUAUCCGACGUUGUUAUGCAUCACGAUGUACUAUUUGAGUUUUUCUCUAAUUUCAAGAUGCAUUUUGAGGAGGUUCUGGCCGAUCCCAAGACCCUGGAAAAGAAUUUGCGUCUAUCCAAGUUUCUGCAGGAAGCGGAGCCAACUCUAUGCGAACUGGAAUCCCUUGUGAAGCAGGCCCAUAAGCUGGUCACCACCUACAAUUCCCAGCGAUAUUUGGAGAGUGAACCGGAUGACGGACAACAGCUUUCAGAUUAGGGCUUAAAAGUUAGAAAGACGCCAGCAAAACA